GCGGGGCACGGCGCGGUCUGGGUAAGGGGCACUGGCUGGGCGGCUGGGACAUUCCAGACGAUCCCACUGUCGUCGCUGCACCUUCUCGGCUGCUCCCUGGGUGGUGGCCUCAUGGCGCACGGUGGAGCGGGCCCAGAGCAGCGCCAGCAGGCGUCCGAGGCGGCCACCACGGUCACGAGCUUCCGAGUGAGCGAACAUCAGCAUAUCCGCUACAACCCGCUGCAGGAUGAGUGGGUGCUGGUGUCGGCUCACCGCAUGAAGCGGCCCUGGCAGGGCCAGGUAGAACCCCCGCUGCUGACGACCGUGCCCCGGCAUGACCCCCACAACCCUCUGUGUCCCGGGGCCACCCGGGCCAAUGGAGAGGUGAAUCCCCACUACGAUGGCACCUUCCUGUUUGACAACGACUUCCCGGCUCUGCAGCCUGAUGCCCCUAGUCCAGGACCCAGUGACCACCCACUUUUCCAAGCAGAGGCCGCUCGAGGAGUUUGUAAGGUCAUGUGCUUCCACCCCUGGUCGGAUGUGACACUGCCACUCAUGUCAGUCCCCGAGAUCCGGGCUGUCGUCGACGCGUGGGCCUCAGUCACAGAGGAGCUGGGUGCCCAGUAUCCCUGGGUGCAGAUCUUUGAGAACAAAGGAGCCAUGAUGGGCUGCUCCAAUCCUCAUCCCCACUGCCAGGUGUGGGCAAGCAGUUUCCUGCCGGAUAUUGUCCAGCGUGAGGAACGGUCUCAGCAGGCCUAUCGGUGUCAGCAUGGAGAACCCCUGCUUAUGGAGUAUGGCCGCCAGGAGCUGCUUAGGAAGGAACGUCUGGUCCUGACCAGCGAGCACUGGUUAGUCCUGGUCCCCUUUUGGGCCGUGUGGCCCUUCCAGACACUGCUGCUGCCCCGCCGUCACGUGCGGCGGCUGCCUGAGCUGACCCCCGCUGAGCGUGACGACCUAGCCUCUGUCAUGAAGAAGCUCCUGACCAAGUAUGACAACCUGUUCGAGACAACCUUUCCCUACUCCAUGGGCUGGCACGGUGCUCCCACCGGAUCAGAGGCCGGGGCCAACUGGGACCACUGGCAGUUGCAUGCUCAUUACUACCCUCCACUCCUGCGUUCUGCCACCAUCCGGAAAUUCAUGGUUGGCUAUGAAAUGCUUGCCCAGGCUCAGAGGGACCUCACACCGGAGCAGGCUGCGGAGAGACUAAGGGCCCUUCCGGAGACUCAUUACAGCCUGCGGCAGGAGGUCAGGGAGGCAGCGGCUGAUGCUUGACCAUGCUGACCACAGUGCCUUCUGCUUGAGGGAACAGGGCCUCGGGCUUGGACAGAUGUGGGAUCAAUAAAACUGCUUUUCAAGCUUUAACCAUGUGUUCUAAUGCCAGAGGAGUAGGAGCCCUGACUCUCAGGGGCCUGUGAAGGAAUCUAUUGGCUGUAACUUCUUCAGUCUGCCUACAUGAUAUGCAAAAA
Sorex araneus (European shrew) is the source of this 1445-nucleotide messenger RNA. RefSeq names its product galactose-1-phosphate uridylyltransferase (gene GALT). Gene Ontology annotation, molecular function: UDP-glucose:hexose-1-phosphate uridylyltransferase activity; zinc ion binding. NCBI's taxonomy places the organism in Eukaryota, Metazoa, Chordata, Mammalia, Eulipotyphla, Soricidae. Gene Ontology annotation, biological process: beta-D-galactose catabolic process via UDP-galactose, Leloir pathway. The transcript is spliced from 11 exons. Gene Ontology annotation, cellular component: cytoplasm. The coding region runs from base 112 to 1251 and encodes 379 amino acids. The record is from RefSeq and is a predicted model, not a curated record.